Nilaparvata lugens (brown planthopper) is the source of this 1226-nucleotide messenger RNA. RefSeq names its product piggyBac transposable element-derived protein 4-like. Bases 288 to 1226 code for a protein of 312 amino acids. The transcript has 3 exons. The record is from RefSeq and is a predicted model, not a curated record. NCBI's taxonomy places the organism in Eukaryota, Metazoa, Arthropoda, Insecta, Hemiptera, Delphacidae.
CACAAUUUUUAAAAUAUCUAUCAUGGGAAACUCGAAGUCAUGGCCGUUCAUAACCCUUCGUCGGGCGCAAUAGGCCUGACAGGCACAGCAGAUUUGUUUUAGUUUCUCUUGAUGCCACUAGGGUGCGUACAUCGCUAGUCUCCAGGAUACUCGCGUCAAUUUUGAAGGUGUUGAAGAUUCCUCAUACCAGUAGCCGUUCUGAUUGUGUGUUGAGGAGAUCUGUCUAUCUUGGCUUCUCAGGCCAGUUGCGCCUGAACUCGUCCAUUUUUUGAAGUUUUACUGGAAAAAUGGCUCGAGAAACGUAUGAUACGACCAAUCAGAAAAAUAUUGAAGAGCUACGACGUUUCCUUGAGGAUGAUGAUGAUGAAGACCCAGCGGCCAAUGAGGAUUUGGGAGAAGAAAGUGACAUCGAUUCACAAGAUGAAGUGGAGGAACAACAAGGUGAUUCCGAUACAGAGCAGGAUUGUGAUAAGUUUAGUGAUGAUGAAGAUACUACGAGUGAAGAAACAGAUGAGACAUUUUUUUUGGGCAAAGACAAGAAGACUAAGUGGUUGAAAAAGUCACCUGGAAGCACUUUUCGUCGGGUACAAUCUCAAAAUAUUGUAACUCAUCUUCCUGGUGUAAAAGGUAAUGCAAGAAAUGCUAAAUCUGCUUUUGAAUGUUGGAGCAAUUUAUUUACUGACGACAUCCUUGACACAAUUGUAACAUGUACAAACCAAUACAUGAACUCUAUCAAGGACCAAUUCUCUAGAGAACGAGACAUCAAGCCUACUGAUGUUAUUGAAUUGAAGGCUUACAUUGGUUUGUUGUACCUAGCUGGGGCAUACAAAGCAAAUCGGCAAUGUCUAGAAGAACUUUGGGGAGCUGAGGGUGAUGGUGUAGAGAAAUUUAGUCUUGUAAUGAAUCUGAAGCGAUUCAAGACUCUAACACGUUGCCUCCGUUUUGAUGACCGGACAAAUCGAGCUGAUCGAAAAAAAUAUGACCGUCUAGCUCCUGUUAGGGAGGUAUUUGAAAAGUUUGUGGAGAAUUGUCAGAAGAGCUAUUGUGUUGGGGAGAACGUGACUCUUGAUGAAAUGCUUCCUGGUUUUCGAGGUAGAUGUAGCUUCAAGCAGUACAUACCAUCUAAGCCAAACAAGUAUGGAAUAAAAGUGUAUGCUCUCGUAGAUGCCAGAAUGACGUACACUAUGAAGAUGGAAAUAUAUGCUGCAAUAAACCAACUGAUGUAG